AAUUCGAAAACACUUGCCAAGUUGCGAAGAAAUAGUCGCGCGCGCGCGUGUGUGUGUUUGUGUGUUUGUGCGCGGUGCUGUGAAAUCGAAGAAAAAUUGCUUCGGUGGCUAUCGUUAAUGGCUGCCUGUUAAUCGAUCGCAGAUCGAACAAGAGAAAUCAGCACGUGCGCGAUCCGAUGGAUUAGCCAAAGAAGACGGAGAAGCAGGAAGACGCGGUCGCAGAUGCCAGCGGUGUCGUGCAGCAAGUAGAGGCAAGAAAUUCCUAGAUCAGCCGUCUUCAGCGAUGAUCGGCUCGUCGACUCCAAUGAUCGAUCGCGCGGAUCCUUACGAGGCCGUGGUCAAUACCUGCUACGAGGACCUUCUGCUGUUGGCCAACGACAGCGGCGUGCUCUGCGAAGGUUCCCGAUUCGCCGUGCCUGGAGUACGCAACGACACCGAUUUGGAUGGCGAACCGGUGAACGGAACAGGUCUGGACGUCGACGUCGACGGUUUGAAUAAUUGGUGGGCUAUGUUAGCUCUGGUCUUGGUCCUGGGCACCGCUGCUGGCAAUAUUUUAGUCUGCCUGGCUAUCGCCAGGGAAAGGCGGCUUCAAAACGUCACCAAUUACUUCCUGAUGAGCCUGGCGAUCACGGAUCUGUUGGUCGCUGUGCUCGUGAUGCCUCUUGGGAUUCUUACGUUGGUCAGAGGAUACUUCCCUCUGCCGUCAGUUUACUGCCUCGCGUGGAUCUGCCUGGACGUAUUAUUAUGUACGGCGAGCAUCAUGCAUUUGUGCACCAUAAGCGUGGACCGGUACCUGAGUCUACGGUACCCGAUGAAAUUCGGCCGGAAUAAAACCAGGCGGCGGGUCAUGCUGAAAAUCAGCUUCGUCUGGGUACUGAGCAUCGCCAUGAGCCUGCCUCUCAGUCUCAUGUACUCGAAGGAAGACGACUCCGUGCUGGUGAACGGCGCGUGUCAAAUACCGGAUCCUCUGUACAAGUUGAUCGGCAGCAUAAUCUGCUUUUACAUACCACUGGGCGUGAUGUUGCUUACGUACGCUUUGACAGUCAGACUGUUGGCGAAGCAGCAACAGAAUAUAGGAGGAACUGCAGGUUGGUCCUCCGGAUGGCUGGGUGGCCCGCAGGGCCCACCCUCGGGAGGUUUAGACAGACGAGGGACCUGGAAGCGGUUCCUGUUGAGUAAAAGCUCGGCCGGAAGCGGCGGUACGCCGCAGCACACUUCCGGCACAUCGACGGACACCGAGCUGACAACGCUGGACACCCACGAACUCUGGCUUCCGGAAAGCGAACCGCCGCCGUCGGCGAUGUUCGCGCUUCACGCCUUUGGCGCCGAAAUGCUCAAGUUAUCCAGAGGUUUGGAGGGCAUCGCCAGCCCCGGAAGCCCUACUCCUAUGGGAACGCCAAGGUCGACGCCUCAACACUCGCUCCAACAUCAUCAGCAACAGCAACAAUUACAUCGGUGCAGCUUUCGACACGGGAGCGGAGAAAGCGGAAGCAGCGCGUCCGAUUCUCGAACGAGCCUCUCGAUACCGGAAGACCUAAGCUCGCCCACCCCGUGGAAGCAUCGGCGACGCGCGUCCACCUUCAACGAGGCUCAUUUGGAACGAGCGGAAUCGGGUUCGCCGAGAACACCCAGGAAACGAUCUUUCAGCUUCCACGAGCAGCCAGUGUUCGGCCGCGGUUCCGUUUCGCGGAAGAACUCGUCGAACGAGGAAACCUCGAGCACGCAGAGGAAGUCGAGCGAUAAACAGGAAGGCGAAAUCGCGUUACCACCGCCCUGUACCUGCCCCUAUUUCGGCGAAUCGUCCAAGAGACCACCUCCGCAACCAUCCAGCGAGAUCGUGAUCGUUUCCAGCGAUACCAUGAAGCCAAUCUCGGGGAAGAAUCUGGAGGCUGCGUUUCUCGGUAGAAGCAACAGCGGUAGAAUGGAGGCGAGCAGAAGCUACGAGCCAAAUUCUGUCGUCACGUGGAGGAGCGGCAGAAGAGGAUCUAGUUUAGGGAACACAAGAACCGCGUUAUUGACCACGAGAGGUGGUCCGAUCCGGCGUGCAGCGACGAUGCGUGCUCAUAACGGAGCAGCGAGCAUCAGCUCUAAGCAAAGCAGCAAUUCAUCCUCGCCAUGUCCGCACAGAUACUCAGGGCCAGUUCGUAGCCACCAUUCGAGAACCAGCAGCGUUGUUUCACGAAAUAGCUCGCGACACGGAAGGAUCAUCAGGCUGGAGCAAAAAGCCACGAAAGUUCUAGGCGUCGUUUUCUUCACGUUCGUGGUCCUCUGGGCGCCGUUCUUCGUCCUCAAUUUGAUACUAGCCGUGUGUCCCAACUGUGAAAGGCAGAUCAAUCACAAGAUCUUCGAUUUGGCUACUUGGUUGGGCUACGCCAGUUCUAUGGUCAAUCCUAUCUUCUACACGAUCUUCAACAAAGUCUUCCGGCAGGCCUUCAAGAAAGUGUUGCUCUGCAGAUACAGAAACCAAAGCUGGAGGCCAUCCAGGUAGGCCUUUGGCCCCGGGAGACCGGGGAUCGCCGUCACCAUGGUUUAAAGUCGUUAAUAAACGUCGACUUCCGGUAGCAGCGGAAGCGGAGGAACCGUGGUUGGCCGGCCGUGGUUUCUCAGCGAAUUACGAGCCACGGUGAAGCUUUGGUUGUUUCAUGAUCGCGGAUAAACUGAAGAAGAUUUUGUGAAAAUCUGGAUAAUAUAUAUGUGUGUGUACGUGUGUGUGUAUUCGAAGCUUGCGUGAAAGUUUAGAGUCAAAAUGAAACGAGGACUCCAUUGAACUAAAACGAGUGCAAGAGUCGAAGCGAAAAGAAAUUAUCGAGAUCGUUCCUAGUUGCAACAAGUGAUGUUUAGUGAAUUGUGAAGCAUGAUAGAAAGAUGUUUUCGAUAUAAUAUAGUCACGAACCAUGGUCAAGCAGUUAGAUCGUUUGAUUGUGGAGGAAAAAGUGAAGAAGCUUUUGUAAGAGGUUUGAUAAUCUGGGAAAAAUACGAAAUCGAGAAAGGUAGGAAAAUUGAAGCGAGUAGAUCGUUACAAGCUGCAAUGAGUGAUACUUUGCGAAAAAGAAGUUCUUUUUUUUUUUCAAAUAAAAUAAUUACGAAUAACAGUGAUGAUUGAUUCUCAAAGGAAAAGCGAAGAAGCUGUUAUGGAAUCUUAGAUAAUGGAAAAAUGAAAAACACUGAAUCGAAGUGAGAUAUUUGAAAUUCCAGCGAGUGACGUUCAGUAAAGUUGUAAAGAACGAUACAAAGGAUACUCUUUCUUCCUUUUGUCAAUAAAAUAAUUCGAGAAGCUUACGUAGAUCGGAUAACGCGAAGACAGGUGUACUUGAAACGAAGAGUUUCCAACGAAACUCCUAAGUGAACUACGAACUGCAAUAAACGUUCCUUCCUUCUGUAGGCAGAGCUUCCGCGAGAUCGGAAAUCGGAACACGCGAGACGAGCAAUUUAGAUUAAGGACUUUAACGAUAAUCGACUUGUUAAGGCACAGUUUCGACGAUUAAGGUUCCCAAUGCGAGCCGAACACUUCAUCUUCCAAAAGCGGUUCGACGAGCUUUCGCGAUAUCGAUAAACGAAACUACGAUACUUGACCGAACUAGGAUUAAAAGAAGCGAGACGAGAGGCUAGUAGAAGAGCUGCCCUAUAUGCGCGACAUAAAUCGAGCUCAAAUCUUCCGCCUGACAUUCAUCUGUGUGUCGUAAUUAAAUGACGGCGAUGAUUCGAAAAAUUGUCGCACCACUUCCACCCGUUCAUCCCCCUACAUCUUUACACGUUCCGUGCGAUUCUUUACACUGUGGACGUUUAUGCAAAUGAAUAUUUUUCUAAACGUCAUCAACGAUACGGAACUCAAGUAGACGUUUCUUUUAUCCGUUUGUUUCAUAACGAGUGCUAACUAUAUUUUGGAUAUUUUAUAUAGGAUAUAUUUUUGCAUUUUACGUGUAUUCUGUCAGUUUCCACGUUCUUCAACGUUUCGUGC
This is a messenger RNA of Bombus pascuorum, 3958 nucleotides long. RefSeq names its product 5-hydroxytryptamine receptor 1A (gene 5-HT2B). The transcript is spliced from 7 exons. The record is from RefSeq and is a predicted model, not a curated record. Bases 284 to 2488 code for a protein of 734 amino acids. Gene Ontology annotation, cellular component: membrane. Gene Ontology annotation, biological process: adenylate cyclase-activating adrenergic receptor signaling pathway. Gene Ontology annotation, molecular function: G protein-coupled receptor activity. Lineage: Eukaryota; Metazoa; Arthropoda; Insecta; Hymenoptera; Apidae.